UGGUGAGUUCAGAUCACGUUAUCGAGAGAUUCCACACACUGCACUGGAUUCGAUGUGCAGUGUGGCACACAGACUCAUAAGUAGACGAUUGGACGGUCGCUUCUAACUAGUAUGCAAUAAAAUGAUUCUCCUCUGAUGCACAGUUGCAUACAGCCUAAUCAACAUUGGGUUUCAUGGGUUGCUCCUGGUUGGUCUAGAGCCUCUCUGUCAAGAUGCGAUACUCAGGCAUGACGUGGAUCCCGAUACUGUUCUGGCUCGGAUGUGCCGGCUACACCCGGGCACAAGGGGCUAAUUUCUGGAACAACCAGGCCCAGAACACGCUGAAGAAAGCUCUGAGCAGGGAGGCCAGCCUGAACCGCAACGUGGCCAAGAACAUAGUAUUUUUCGUGGGGGACGGCAUGGGUGUCUCCACCGUGACGGGGGCCCGGAUCUUCAAAGGGCAGCAGGAGGGCAUGACCGGGGAGGAGACGGUCUUGGCGUGGGAGAAAUUCUCUAGUGUUGCCUUCUCAAAGGCCUACAACACCGAUCGGCAGGUACCAGACUCUGCCGGUACGGCCACUGCGUUUUUUUGCGGAGUCAAGACCAAGUGGCAGCUGGUGGGAUUAGAUGACUCGGCCGUAGUGGGCGACUGCCGGUCCAGCUUGAACGCUGCAGUGGACUCGGUCAUGAUUGAUGCUGAAAAGGAAGGGAAGGCAACGGGAUUCGUGACAACUACCCGUGUGACUCACGCCACUCCUGCCUGUUUGUACGCGCACUCGCCGGACCGUGAAUGGGAGAACAAUGGGGACAUCCCGGAGAAGGAGGCUGCGUUGGGAUGCACCGAUAUCGCACAUCAACUUGUCACGCUGGGGAAGAACACCAAGGUCAUUUUGGGCGGAGGUCGACGAGAGAUGACACCUACUAACUUCAGUGACUACGAAUAUCCAUUCUUGAAAGGCCGACGGACAGACGGAAGGAAUCUCAUAGACGAAUGGCUGGCUAGCAAAGAUUGCCAAACAAGUCACUUCGUGUGGAACCGGGAACAGUUUGAUCACGUAGAGCCGGAGAAGACAGAGUAUCUUCUCGGUCUGUUUGAGCCCAGCCACAUGCAGUAUGAGGCUGAGCGAACUGACGAACCAUCCAUCGCCGAGAUGACAGAGAAGGCCAUCAGGAUCCUGCAGAAAGACAAAGACGGUUUUUUCCUGAUGGUCGAAGCCGGUCGUAUAGACCACGCCCACCAUAGCAGCUUUUCAGGCCACGCCUUCAAGGAAACGGUGGCCCUCGAAGCUGCUGUUACCAAGGCAAUGGAGCUGACCAAUGAGUCAGACACACUGGUGAUCGUCACUGCUGAUCACAGUCACACAAUGACCAUAAGCGGCCAUUCAAGCCGGGGCAACCCCAUUUUAGGUCUGAGUGACUUGGAAAUCGGUGAUGACAAUCUGCCUUAUACCACGGUCAGUUACGCGAAUGGACCGGGGGGAGCUGCCGAGCUAAAGAGCUACAAAGCCACGGGAAAACGCCGCAGGCUCACCGACAAAGAUACAGGAAUUCUGAGGUUCAUUCAGCCGGCUCUUGUCCCCAUGAGAGGAGAAACACACGCUGGGGAGGACGUGGCUAUCUACGCCAACGGGCCAAUGUCGCACCUCUUCCACGGUGUCCACGAGCAGAACUACAUGGCGCACGUUGUGCGCUACACCGCCUGUCUGGGGGACAAGAAACACUGCGAGGACUGCAACGAUGUGGAGGGGCAGGGCCGUGACCACGGCGAUACCUAAAGGGGGCGUUCCAAUGGUUACAGUGUUUGUCAGAGUUCGGAUGGUCCUUGAUUUGUCUGAAUGAUAUGUCUUUACAUUCUGAACGAAAAAUAUGGACAAAAAGGUGAAGAUGAGAUCUACAAAUAUCCCAUAAUGAAACAACCAAAAAAUACUAUGUCCCGUAGACCAUAGUGCCAACUCGGAUUAAUUAUGUUUAGUGAAAACAAUGCAUGAAAUAGCAGUUGAAAUUGCUACUUGACCGUUAAAGUUGUCAAUUUGCUGUGGUCUUCUUGCAUCAUAGGACUCUCUUCAAGUUUUCAUUCGGUUUCAAGUAUAGCACAUCAUAAUUCUCCAUAGUGUGCCCAGGCCACCAGUAGAGGAAUGGUUUUCAAAGUGGGGAGGGGGGAUAUCAAUAGACCACUAGGCAUCAGCCAUUAAUAGGUCGAUCCAUUGAGCCCAACACAAUUAUAGGCCCUAGCCUACAAAAAUGGCCAGGGCAUAUGCAUGAUGGAAACGGGAUUUUAGCUUAAAAAUUAACACUUCGUGAAAUACGUCAUGUAAGUGUUUAUGGGGAUUGUUUUUGUUUUUUGAAAUUCUUGGUGGUGUGAAAAAAUUCAUCCCGAUUUUUCAAAUCUACCUAUUACCUCUUGAAAAGAUAAAAGGUGUUUAUGUAUAUUGCCAAAUUUGGGGACUUCAUGGGGGGCUGGAAAAAAUGAUUGAUGUUGAUAUUUCCAUAGUUUACUUCCUAGUGUAUGAACAUCUGUGGUUUUGUGGAAAACAGUGUGAGAUCAAUCAAACUUUUGGCGACGGGUGUUAAAAGAGGAGUGGGAGACUGGGACGCUUGGGUCUUGGUACCCAAUUAUGGUUACCUCCUUCAAAAUUUGAAAUAAAUAGGCUCACAAGGUGUA
This is a messenger RNA of Acanthaster planci (crown-of-thorns starfish), 2641 nucleotides long. RefSeq names its product alkaline phosphatase-like. Lineage: Eukaryota; Metazoa; Echinodermata; Asteroidea; Valvatida; Acanthasteridae. Gene Ontology annotation, molecular function: alkaline phosphatase activity. Gene Ontology annotation, biological process: dephosphorylation. The record is from RefSeq and is a predicted model, not a curated record.